Messenger RNA from Sipha flava (yellow sugarcane aphid), 1284 nucleotides. RefSeq lists its product as uncharacterized. The transcript has 5 exons. The coding region runs from base 414 to 1049 and encodes 211 amino acids. The record is from RefSeq and is a predicted model, not a curated record. Lineage: Eukaryota; Metazoa; Arthropoda; Insecta; Hemiptera; Aphididae.
CGACGGAUCUCCCUCGUUUAUCACAUAGAGUAAUUCUGUGAUAUUACUCUAUGAUUUAUCAUUAUCCGAUUGUUGUUGAGAGCUGUAAUCAUUUUUCGUUCCCGUAAGUUCGAUUUUCGGUCUUUGGUGCGUUUGUGUUCGUCCUUAUUUCGUUAGGUGUCGCGACGACUUUCUGCUUCGAGUUAAUCGAUUCAACACGGACCGUAUUAAGAUUUAUGUCUUGUCGUUUUCCAAAAAAAAUCAAAAUAUCAUAUUUUGGUUGUGAUAUAAUUUACUGAGUUUCCGAAACGCAUCACCGCUGUCGAUUUCUGUUAUAUUAAUAAUAUUAUGUUAAAAAUCGUCGUCGAAUACCUUCCGUACGCCUAGUAAAUAUAAACUCGUUGAAAAUAUUGUCGAAUAUAAAUAAACAAGAAAUGUCAUCAAUGAGAAAGAACAAUCUGUUAGUCAAAAACACCGGUAUGAGCUUGAAUGACAGGUUCACGCAAAUACAACAGAAAUCCAAAACUAUUGGAGAGGAUGAAAUUCUAAGGAAACACCGUAUACUCUCAUUUGGUGUGGAACGUAGAUCUAAAGUAGCCGCUUCAUUAUUAAUGAAUCAAGAUUAUGUAAAUAGAGACCGCCUUCGAGUACCAUUUCCUCCCUUACCUCCUCCAAGACCCGAAAUCAAUAAUCGUAUGUACAAUAAUCUUAUGCAUGACAUGAUUAGAUCAACAGAUAGAUUAGGUGUUCCUGUUCACGAACGACUUGCCCUGGGUCGAGUUCCAGUAGUAGAAGAUAGACGGAGAAUAAGAAGAAGAAGAGGUCUGAAGAAUAAGGUUCGAGAAUCCGUUGCUUUAAAUGUGAAUACUGAUGCAAGUAAUGCUAAUUCUACUCCAGUUUCUAGAUCUAGAAAUAAAAAACGACAAACCUCAAAACAAAGAGAUCCAUUUCCUCGUAAAGAACAUGUUUAUUCUAAAGAAGAUUUAGAUGAAGAAUUAGAUCAAUUUAUGUCACAUACCAAACAAAAACGAGAUGAAGAACUGAAUAGAGUUAUUCAAGAGCAUUCUUAAUUAUAUUAAUGAAUUGUUUUAUAGGUGUAUUUUGAUUUAUAAUUGAUUGUCAAUAUAAAUAGUUUACCUAUUAAUAUUUCUGAAUACCUUUUUAUAUAAAGUAUUAUUUAACUGAUGUGACCUUUUAAUUAAUCAGUAUAACUUUUCUUAAUUCAUGAAUUAAGAAAUAUCCUAUUUAGUAUAUGAAAUAGAAGUGCAAAAAAUAUUUUUAUGUAUUCAUAUUUCAUACAUGUCG